Molecule: messenger RNA, 1395 nt
Organism: Onychostoma macrolepis
Lineage: Eukaryota; Metazoa; Chordata; Actinopteri; Cypriniformes; Cyprinidae
Product: RNA-binding protein 25
Exons: 6
Coding region: 167-922 (251 amino acids)
Biological process (GO): positive regulation of T cell receptor signaling pathway; negative regulation of receptor recycling
Cellular component (GO): T cell receptor complex
Source: RefSeq, a predicted model, not a curated record
UUUGCAACGAAUAAGGUAGCCGCCACAUUUCCUGUUUGUAACCGAAAACGUCUAAAGACGAUAAAAAUAGCAGCGACACUGGUGCACUUCUUGAUGAACAUGCUCACGUACAGGUGAAAGGUUUUUAUCAGGGAAGGCUUUAGUGGACAUUUGACCCUAUAAAAUCAUGGGGACAGAACCACCUCACUGCAUAGGUCAAAAUAUUGCUAUUGGUCUGACAUCGAUUGCACUGCUGAUAUCUGUGUGCUUAAACGUUGUAUUCUGUUUAUUAAGAAGAAAGGGAAAAAAAUAUGCAGAAAAUGAAAACAUGCUUUACUAUGGAGAUUCCAAUGAAGAACCAUUACGUCAAGAUUCACUUCAGUCUUGCAGGUUUGAGGAUGAUGAGAUGGAAAGACAGGAAAAUCCGAUUUAUGGAAAUAUAUGUUUAGAUGGAGGAGGACCUUUUGAAAUGUCUCAGGAGGUGUGUUAUGAACAAAUGUCACAUGCAAGCACAGCAAAGAAGGGAUUAAAGGUCCAGCAGGGGGACGUGUCCUACGCCUCUUUGGAUCUGACUGCCAAUAAAAAGCGUAGGAAGAAGAGAAAAUACCAAAAACAGGGUCAGACUCACCAGGCCCAGACACAUCCUCAACCUGCAUCCCAGCAGAACUGUAUGGACCAGGAUGAAGAGGCGGACAUCACCCUCCCGUCCCGGAGCAGCAGCCUCAUGGUUUCACGUCACAGCAUCUACCUCAACAGUCAUCAAGUAGCCCUGGAGGCAGAAGAGAGGGAGAGGGAGAGGGAGAGAGAAAGAGAGAUGGAAAUGGAAAUGGAAAUGGAAAGAGAUGAUAAUGCAGAGAGAGAGUUUGAGAUGCACAGAAAUGUGCAUGAAGGCUUUGAUCACUCCCUCGGUAGAUCAAGACAAAGUCUAGAACAGGACAGUUAACAGUUUGUGAGUUAAAAAACAAAAAAACAAACAAAAAAAAAACUUUUAGCGUCUUAAAAGAAGAAACACAGGAUACUGUGGGUGGUGCUGUCAACAGCUGUGAUAUUUAAAGCUUAUCACUUAAGUACAUAUGUCACAUCCCAAAUCAUAAUUUCUGUUCUGAGGUUGUGUCCAACUGAGACUCAUUUAAAGGAGUUUACCACUUUAAAUGUGCUUUCUUGUUUCUUUUGAAGAUUGGUCUGUUUGUUGUUGUACUUAUAGUAAGAAGAAUAUAUAUUUAUCUGCUUGUUUUUAUGCUUUUUUUUUCAGGAUAACAUAUAAAUGUAUAUUUGUGAAAAUAAGGUUGAAUGAUGACUCAAGGUAUUUGAUGUAGGCUACCUAUGCACAGAAAAAUAAGGACCGUUUAAUAGCUAUUACUCAGAGUUGUUGUAAUAGGAUUUCUGUGGCUUUGUCUUGAUAUUAAAGGUCUUGGU